Messenger RNA from Manihot esculenta (cassava), 1929 nucleotides. RefSeq names its product agamous-like MADS-box protein AGL30. The record is from RefSeq and is a predicted model, not a curated record. Gene Ontology annotation, molecular function: protein dimerization activity; RNA polymerase II cis-regulatory region sequence-specific DNA binding; DNA-binding transcription factor activity, RNA polymerase II-specific. Bases 439 to 1500 code for a protein of 353 amino acids. Gene Ontology annotation, biological process: positive regulation of transcription by RNA polymerase II. Lineage: Eukaryota; Viridiplantae; Streptophyta; Magnoliopsida; Malpighiales; Euphorbiaceae. The transcript is spliced from 12 exons.
CGUACAAUGUGGUAAUAAAAGGUUCGAAAGUAACUACCAGUAACAGAAAUUUGAGUGACGCGGGUGGGAGUGAAGGAGAAGGAGGAGGAGGAGGCCUUAAAAGUUUUGUUUUUGUUUUGCAUAUUGAAUGGUACAGAUUGAAUGAGUUGGGUAUAAUGUGUUUGGUUGGUUUUUUGGCAUUUGGUGGAAACUUCUGACGAUCCCGAUUCUCAAGCUCCCUCCCACGACCGCUUUUGCCACUCACCCGGUCGUGUCAUGCAAUCCUAUAUGUAAGCUCACACCUUUCUCUCUCCCCCUCUCUAUCUAUCUCUUCGUUUCUCUCUCUACCCUUUAGAUGGUUCUCUUCUCUUCUCUCUUUGGCUCAAUCAUCGACCUAUCCCACAUUUAAGGCCUUUCAAUUUUGCACUUUUAACUCCUUGUUUGAUUUUCUCAUUCGGGAUGGGAAGGGUUAAGCUAAAGAUAAAGAAAUUAGAGAACACAUAUGGCCGUCAAGCUACCUAUGGCAAAAGGAAGCAUGGCAUCAUGAAGAAGGCCAAAGAAUUAUCAAUUCUAUGUGACAUAGACAUUAUCCUUCUCAUGUUCUCAUCAACUGGCAAACCCUCAAUGUGCAAAGGAAAACGGAGCAUUGAAGAAGUCAUUGCGAAAUUUGCUCAGUUAACACCUCAAGAAAGAGCAAAAAGGAAGCUGGAAAGCCUUGAAGUGCUGAAGAAAACUUUUAAGAAGUUGGACCAUGAUGUUAACAUACCUGAAUUUCUGGGCACAAGUUCUCAAACAAUAGAGGACCUAUCAAACCAAUCGAGGUUAUUGCAAAAUCAACUUUCUGAAGUGCAUAAAAGACUGAGCUAUUGGAGUAAUCUAGAUAAGAUUAACAACACAGAAUAUCUGGGUCAAUUGGAAAAUUCACUCAGGGAAUCACUUAAUCGAAUUCAAGCUCACAAAGAAUAUUUAGGAAAACAGCAACUUAUGUCGCUAGAAUGCAAUAGUCAGUUCCAAAGCGGGACACAUGUACCUUUCAGAAUUGGUACUGAGCAGCAUCUCCCACCCAUGCCUUGGAUUCCUAAUAAUGACAGUCAACAGAUUGUGUUACCAGAGGAUCCAAACCUAAUUUCCAAUUGGGAUGUUGAGUGUUCCGCAAGUUCCUCCUUUGGGAGUUAUUCUGGUUACUUUGGCACAAGAAAGGUUUCAGAGCUAUCUAAUUCCAGUCAAGAAAAUGGUGUGAAUGGUAUUUUUAAUGAGCUAAGUGGAUCUGCAUCUCUGAGGUUGCAGUUGUCUGGGCAGUAUCCUUACUUGCCAUACAAUCUGAAUUUGAUGAGUGAUGCAAAAUUCCAGUCUGCAACAGAGAUGAACCUACUACAAAGCACUGUGGAUUUUCAUGUUAAUGGAAGUUUUGAAGCUCCCAAACAUGGAUAUGAUGCUAGCCCUGGCAGUUGGGCUUCCUCAUCAGGACAGUGUGCUGUUACCAUGUUUGACGAGCAUUUAUAUUCUCGGCAACCAAACUGAGCAUCAAGGAUGAUCUUACAGUUCAACAACUGAUGAAAUUGCUGGAGAUCUUGGCCAUAUUUAUGCGAAAAUUAGAUAUCCCAUCAAAGGAAGUUGCUGAAUUUGCAGAUUUUUAGCCAUGAAAUGGUGAGAAGCAGGCAAUGAGCUUUGGCAUGAUAAAAGCAUAGGAUGUUGGUCACUUCACUUGGUGCCUAAAUUGAGGUAUCAUAAAAUCUUCUGUAUACAAACUAUAUAAAUAGCAGGUUUUGCAGAGUUAAGUAUUGUUUUUGGAUGACCUUGUCAUCCAUGGCAGCUAAACUACUGCCUCUUUCUUCUCCCCAACUUGUUUCCAGAACUGUAAAUUAUAGCAAUAAUCAUAUAGAAUUGUUGCGAGUCAAAACCAUAUCUUGUUUUUUUGACAAUUGAAUGCACUUCUCUACUUCAAUAACA